AUGUCAUCCAAGGAACUCCUCGCAGAGUACGCAAAACUCGCCGCCAAGCUCGAGCACAUCAACGAGACGCUUCAGGAGAUGAACGCCGUCGACAUUGCACAGCUCAUCGACAAGAUCAGAGUGGUCGAGCGCAAAAUGAGUCUUGUCUACACCCUCUUCAAACAAUCGGUAUACUCGAUCACCAUGCAAAACGCCCAACACGACCAAGACCUACACAACUUCCAAUCCCAAGACCCAGACACCAAACUCAACACCGAAAUCGACGAACAACAACAACAAUACCAAAACAUCACACCACAAUUACAACAAAGCCAAAGUCAGGACCAUAGGAGAUACAGUCAGGAGCAACAACAAUAUCAACCCCAAAGCCAGCAAUCUGACUAUGACUCCUCUCCACCCCAAUCCCAAACCCAACAACCCCUUCGCUCCUCACUCCGCACAUCCAACAAUGAAAACGGCAACAACUCCAACCAGCAGCCCACAAGCAUACUCCGGAACUCAACAUACAGACCCACCACGGGCACAACAACAGCAACGACGGGGACGGGGACAUCACGGAUGUCGAACGCAAGGGAAGAAUACCAGGCAGCAACAGGGAACAAGUCGAUCUUGGCGCUUUCGAGAGGGCAAGAAGGUCGGUCGAGGUGGGGGAACCAUUAUGGGUACCAUUCUGGGUCUGCAGGUGGUGGUGGUGGUGGAAGUGGAGGAUUUGACAGCGAGAACCAUACCAACCGACCUCGGUAUCAUUAA
This is a messenger RNA of Linnemannia hyalina, 750 nucleotides long. The record is from the annotation of a GenBank genome assembly. NCBI's taxonomy places the organism in Eukaryota, Fungi, Mortierellomycota, Mortierellomycetes, Mortierellales, Mortierellaceae.